GUGGUCCAGGAGAGGGGGGAAGGCAGCAAAUCCUGGGCCCUGCCCCUGCAGAGCUUUCGGUGGCGAAUUCUUUUUUUAAUUUAAAAUGCGAAGGCACCGGAUGGAGCCUGACGCGCAGGCACGCACACACACAUACACACACACACAUACACUCAGAGGCAGAUUUUUGUGUUGCUGAGUAUUUGGGGGGGUGCUUGCCCGUGACAGCGGGCUCCAGGGCCCCGAGGGGGUGUGGGGGGCCGCUGGGCGGACGGUGAUAGGAUUAGGGGUCAAACGCCCGAAGUCCUCGCGGGGCCGGGGCUGGGGAGGCGGCAGGGGACGGCGACUUGGCAUUUGGGCUGCUUUGCACGCAGGGUUCCUGGUGAGCAGAGUGGCUUUGGAACAUGUCGCAGUAACAUGCUUAAAAUUCUUGACAACUGCUCAAUAAACGGCUAGUUUCAUUUUCCUCACCCCUCCCCUUCCUGCCCCUGCGUGUUUAUUUUGACUUGGGGGGGGGAGAGUAUCAGGGGCCGCGUCAGGCCUGCAGAAAUCCACGCUCCAGCCCACGUCCACAGCUAAGCAGCUUUGGGUGCAUGAAGACAGAGCAGGGCCUUAUGUCAUUCCCACCUGGAGGCCGCGGCGCUGGCUCGGUUUUUUUUUUUUUUUUUUUACGCCAUGUCCCCUCCCUUUUCCCUUGCAAGAUAUAACACGUGGGAGCCCGAGGAGAACAUCCUGGACCCCCGGCUGCUGAUUGCCUUCCAGAACAGGGAGCGGCAGGAGCAGCUGAUGGGAUAUCGCAAGAGAGGCCCGAAGCCCAAGCCGCUGGUGGUGCAGGUGCCUACCUUUGCCAGGCGCUCCAAUGUGCUGAGCGGACUCCAGGACUCCUCCACGGACAACCGCAGCGCCAAGCUGGACCUGGGCGCCCAGGGCAAGGGCCAGGGGCACCAGUACGAGCUCAACAGCAAGAAGCAUCACCAGUACCAGCCGCACAGCAAGGAGCGGGCGGGCAAGCCCCCGCCGCCCAGCAAGAGCAGCAAGUACUACUACCAGCUCAACAGCAAGAAGCACCACCCCUACCAGCCGGACCCCAAGAUGUACGACCUGCAGUACCAGGGCGGCCACAAGGAGGCGCCCAGCCCCACCUGCCCGGACCUGGGUGCCAAGAGCCACGCGCCAGACAAGUGGGCCCACGGGGCGGGGGCCAAGGGCUACCUGGGAGCCGUGAAGCCUCUGGCCGGCGCUGCCGGGGCUCCGGGCAAGGGCUCUGAGAAGGCGCCCCCCAACGGCAUGACGCCCGCCCCCAAGGAGGCGGUGACCGGCAACGGGAUCGGGGGCAAGAUGAAGAUCGUCAAGAACAAGAACAAGAACGGGCGCAUCGUGAUCGUGAUGAGCAAGUACAUGGAGAACGGCAUGCAGGCGGUGAAGAUCAAGUCGGGGGAGGCGGCGGAGGGCGAGGCGCGCGCCCCCAGCCACAAGAAGCGCGCCUCCGAGGAGCGCCACCCCCCAUCGGACAGGACUUUCAAAAAGGCGGCAGGGGCGGCGGCGGAGGAGAAGAAGGCGCAGGCUCCCUUUAAGAGGCGGGAGGAGGAGGCCCUGGGCCCCGGCGAGCCGCAGCCGCAGAACUCCGGGUCCCGCAAGCUCUCCCCAACCAAGGAGGCCUUCGGCGAGCAGCCGCUGCAGCUCACCACCAAGCCCGACCCUGCCUGGGACUCGGCCCGGAGCGCGCACGCGCCCUCCCACCACCACCACCACCACCAUCACCACCACCACCACCACGCGGUGGGCCUCAACCUCUCCCACGCGCGCAAGCGCUGCCUCUCGGAGACCCACGGGGAGCGCGAGCCCUGCAAGAAGCGGCUGACGGCGCGCAGUAUCAGCACCCCCACCUGCCUGGCGGGAAGCCCGGCCGCCGAGCGCCCCGCCGACGUGCCCCCAGCCGCGCUCCCGCAGCCCGAGGUCAUCCUGCUGGACUCGGACCUGGACGAGCCCAUAGACUUGCGCUGCGUCAAGACGCGCGGCGAGGCCGGGGCGCUGCCUGGAGGCCUCCGAGUGAAGCCCGAGGCGCCCGCGGCUGCGGCGGUGACGGCUGCGCCGGGGGCGGUGGCGGCGGAGAAGCCCCCUGCCGAGGCCCAGGACGAGCCCGAGGAGCCGCUGAGCGAGUUCAAGCCCUUCUUUGGGAAUAUAAUUAUCACCGACGUCACCGCGAACUGCCUCACCGUCACUUUCAAGGAGUAUGUGACGGUGUAGCGGGAGGUGCAGUCCCGCCCGCGGCUGCACCGGCUCAGCGCCCGGGGGCGGCGACUCCUCUCUCAACUUCCUGGGGAGCCAGGCCGGCCCCCAGCUCCAGGGACGCCCGAAGCCGCAGUCACGCGCCCCCUGUACCCAGCUGCGGGGUCCUGGCUGGGACUGGGGCGGCCGGCCGCCUCCGUGGGAACUGGCGCCGAGCGCGCGGAGCCUGCGGGUCUGGGCCCCUCCCCGCGGCCCGGGACCGCCGGCAGCCAGCCGCCCGGGAGGCAUAGUAUUAUAUUUUAACCCGCUAACGUGUCAGUGCAGACUCCACUCCCGUUUGUACGUGGUGUUAUUAUGGAAAUGUAUUGUUUGAGCUCCGAAGGCCCGGCCACCCCGUCGGGCUGAUAUAUCUAUAUUUAUUUGUAGGUAUUUAUAUAUUGAAAUAUAAAAGCCUAGAUUUAUGGAGUUCCUCUAGAUCAUGGUAUAUUCUCUCACACAGACCCGCUUCUGUUGGCCCUCUGCCCGCGCGGUCAGUAUUUCGGUUGCGUUCAUGUCCGCCCCUCCCAGGAACUGCAGUAUCGGUGACCUUGGUAUAUAUUUUUUGAUACCGUACACAUGGGUGUGUUGUUUCUAUGUGCAAAAGGAAAAAAAGAAAAAGUUUGUUAAAUGGCUACGCGAGCGCUCUAGACUAAACUGCUGCUGCUAGAACUGUCUGAACUCUAAGCUUCCGAUCUUACCUGCUUGAAUGUACAUAUUAAAUGGAGAUGUUGAAGGUG
Messenger RNA from Myotis lucifugus (little brown bat), 2984 nucleotides. It is a transcript of the gene CBX4, whose product is annotated as chromobox 4. Lineage: Eukaryota; Metazoa; Chordata; Mammalia; Chiroptera; Vespertilionidae. The record is from RefSeq and is a predicted model, not a curated record. Gene Ontology annotation, biological process: negative regulation of DNA-templated transcription.